GGAAACGGAGAAAAGGCAAAUGACAGAUAAAGGGGAAGUGCAGUUUCAGAACCCAACUAACUCUCUCCUGCCUGCCUCCCCAGGCUCCACCAACCUCUUCUCCAGCUUCGUCCGGGGGACCCGCCUUGGACCCCAUGGCCAACCACAGAUUCAGCCCGGUGUCCGAAGGGAAGUCCUGCUGCGGAAUCUCCAGGAGAGCCCAGAUCUGUCUCUGCGUCUUUCUCUGUCUCCUGGUGGGGGUGAUCAUUGCGGUGGUGGCGGGAGUUCGGCUGUGGCACCAGCCGCUCAAGCACAGGGAGUGGAACGGAACCGGCAGCACUGCUCAUUUUCAGGAUAUCUUCCUGGGGCGAUGCUACAUCUACACUCAAUUGGUGCAGCCGGAGUUCAGAGAUAGAGAUUGCAAAAAGAUCGAGGAGACCUUCAGGAAUGCAUUUAUUUUUAAGGACCCCUGCGAGGUGACAGAGGAAGACUACCACCCACUGAUGGAGCUGACGAGUCAAACUGUGCCUUGUGACAAGACGGUCUUUUGGAGCAGAACAAAGGAGCUGGCGCAUCAGUACACAUGGGUCCGGCAGGAGAUGUUCACGCUGGAGAACACGCUGCUGGGUUACGUGGCCGACGGCCUCACCUGGUGCGGGGACUCAGGCUCUUCUGAAAUAAACUAUCAAUCUUGUCCAGACUGGAGGAAAGACUGCAAGAACAACUCUGUGUCUGUAUUCUGGAAGGUGCUGUCCAAAACGUUUGCAGAAAAUGCCUGUGGUAUGGUCCAAGUGGUGCUCAAUGGAUCCCUCAGUAACGCCUUUAGUAAAGACAGCACGUUUGGAAGCGUGGAAGUCCAUAAUUUGCAUCCAGAGAAGGUUCAUACACUGCAGGCCUGGGUGAUGCACGACAUUGGAAAAAGCCCCAGUGACUCAUGCUCGGGUUCCUCCAUAAUGGACCUGAAAUCGAUUAUGAGUAAAAGAAAUAUAAAAUUCACCUGCCAGGAUAACUACAGACCUGUCAAGUUUCUUCAGUGUGUGAGAAAUCCUGAGGAUUCAUCUUGCUCACUCAGGAUGUGAGCCAGUGAACACGGUGGAGCCCUGGCAGUAGAUGUCAACAUGCGUGACUCAGGGGCCACGCUGGUGGAAACCAGAGGAUUGGGGAGGAUCCUCUGUCAUAGUAUCUACACUGCAGAUGGAAGCCUUUUCCUCCAAAGUCGUGAACUAACUUACGUAAUUGGUGUAGUUCUUAUUUUGAUCUCCUAAUAGUCAAGAAAAAAAUAAUUGUUUUAAAAAAAUAGAAUGGAAAUUUUAUAGUAAGUUAUUUUAUUUUAGUUUUCAUAUGAUGCUUUCAUGCUGUUGAUAUGUUGGUAACAUCCAUUCUACUGAAGAAUGACCACACUGAACCUCUCUUAUUGGCAGGUCAAGAAAAGUAAAUGCCUAGACUUUUCAGAAAAGGUUACAUUUCUAAAUGAAUGAUCUUGUCUCAGGAUAUAUUUCUGUACCUUUCCUACAGAUAAACUAUGAAUGCCAUGGUUAUGGGUCACAUUGGGAGAAGUGUUCUGUGGGAUAUAAGCUACCCAUGUACUUGGUGCUUUAAUGCCAGCCUUUCCAACAGCACUAUGAGGUAGACAUUUUCACCUCCCAUUUGUUAAUAAUUUCCCUGGAGUCAUACAUUUAGUUCAAGGUAGAGAAUGAAUUUGAACUCAGCUUUAUCCGACUCCAAAAUUCAUGUGCUCUCUCUUUCUAGACCUAGAACACCAAACUGAUGGUGCCUUAUGUUCUCUUCCAAUAAAUAUAUGUCGGAUUUAAUCAAAUACAAUAGGAUCUGAAAUAUGAUUAUCCUUGGAUGGCUUCAAAACCGAUAUAUUUUUCCCUCCUCUUGCUCUUCCUUCUCCUCAUCUUAUAUACGUGGUAGGCAAUUAAAAUACGUAUUCGUUCCUGA
This is a messenger RNA of Vicugna pacos (alpaca), 1923 nucleotides long. It is a transcript of the gene CD38, whose product is annotated as CD38 molecule. The record is from RefSeq and is a predicted model, not a curated record. Gene Ontology annotation, biological process: positive regulation of B cell proliferation. Gene Ontology annotation, molecular function: NAD+ nucleosidase activity, cyclic ADP-ribose generating; phosphorus-oxygen lyase activity. NCBI's taxonomy places the organism in Eukaryota, Metazoa, Chordata, Mammalia, Artiodactyla, Camelidae. Gene Ontology annotation, cellular component: plasma membrane.